AUGGAGCUAUCAGGGGAUCCCCGGUGGAUGACCCACGGUCAUCAUUCAGUUAUGCUGAGCAGUACAGAUUCUCUUCCUCCACAUACCAGUUUAGGGCAUCCAGGAGGCGGUUACAUGGAGCCUGCGGCUCCGCUAUUGCCUCCGGAGGAGGUGGAUGUAUUUCUUAGUCACCUGGACUCGCAAGGCAACCCCUACUAUCACACACACACUCCACACACUCACACACGAACGAGAAUGUCUUACAGUCAAGCGCACGCUCGCCUUGCAGGUAAUCCUGUGUGUCGGCCUCAUGUCUUUCACGGCCCAGCUCUGUCGUGGCCAGACAGCAAAGCUACGUUCUCCACCGCCCAGCACCACAACGUCUGGGCUGCCAGUCACUUCAGUAAGAUGGCACUUCAACCCGUCGUGCCUGGAGCUACAGGUGGGCUUCCUGCCGUUUAUCCGGGAAACAGCGGCCCUACUCCGGCUGCUGUCUCUUGUUUGCCCUCGGAGCCGCAGUGUUGCAGCCCUCAGCUGUACCGUCUACCCCCUACACCGCCAAAGGACGCCUCUCCAGACCCGGCGCGCACCGGGGAAAACGAAGGCUCCUCCGUUAAAUAUUCCUCGUCACUUCCGACGGACGCGGCGAUGAAGAUGGAGAUGGAAUGCGCGAGCCCGCAGCUGCAAACUCACGCUCAGACGGCGAUCUCGACGUACCCGGUGUAUGAAUUACAGGGCGCGCGCGAGUACACCGGGGACAACGGGACACUUUUUCACGGAGGGAGCCUUCUGGGAGGCAACGGCAGUUUCGUGUCCAAGUGCAAGAGCAAAAGCCGCACGUGUUCGGGUCGUGAGUGUGUGAACUGUGGGGCCACCUCCACCCCGUUGUGGAGGAGAGACGGUACAGGACAUUACCUGUGCAACGCCUGUGGACUCUAUCACAAGAUGAACGGACAGAACCGACCCCUCAUCAGACCAAAACGCAGACUGUCAGCAGCCCGAAGAGCAGGUACUAGUUGUGCCAACUGUCAGACAGGUACGACGACGCUGUGGAGGCGUAAUUCCAGUGGAGAGCCUGUCUGCAAUGCCUGUGGACUAUACUACAAACUGCACAAUGUAAAUCGUCCACUCACCAUGAGGAAGGAGGGCAUCCAAACACGCAAUAGGAAAAUAUCCAACAAAUCAAAGAAAAGACGAGGGGAGAGCUAUCAGCAACUGACCAAUCCAGCACAGGAUAAGACACAGCCUUUCAGCCCAAUGCCCAACAUACCACACCCCUUCAGCAUGACCACACCCCUUCCACUUCAUCCUAUGUUUAGCCACACCCACCAUACCAACUUGGUUACUGCCAUGGGUUAG
Messenger RNA from Chanos chanos (milkfish), 1338 nucleotides. RefSeq names its product GATA binding protein 2b (gene gata2b). Gene Ontology annotation, cellular component: nucleus. Bases 1 to 1338 code for a protein of 445 amino acids. Gene Ontology annotation, molecular function: zinc ion binding; RNA polymerase II cis-regulatory region sequence-specific DNA binding; DNA-binding transcription factor activity, RNA polymerase II-specific. Gene Ontology annotation, biological process: positive regulation of transcription by RNA polymerase II; positive regulation of angiogenesis; positive regulation of miRNA transcription. The record is from RefSeq and is a predicted model, not a curated record. Lineage: Eukaryota; Metazoa; Chordata; Actinopteri; Gonorynchiformes; Chanidae. The transcript has 5 exons.